This is a messenger RNA of Cannabis sativa, 762 nucleotides long. RefSeq lists its product as uncharacterized. Bases 1 to 762 code for a protein of 253 amino acids. NCBI's taxonomy places the organism in Eukaryota, Viridiplantae, Streptophyta, Magnoliopsida, Rosales, Cannabaceae. The transcript has a single exon. The record is from RefSeq and is a predicted model, not a curated record.
AUGGAAGCUUUUAGAAGAUGUCUUAAUAGGUGUCAUCUCCAUGAAACACCAUUUGAGGGUGAUCUAUUCACUUGGUCUAAAUGCCGAAACGCCUUGCACACAAUAAAAGAACGUCUUGAUUGGUGUUUUGUUAACAAUCAUUUGGAGAAUUAUUUCAAUACACCGCAAGUCCAUCAUCUUGAUUACUAUCAAUCAGACCAUCGAGCUAUUAUCACUGCCUUCAAUCUUCUCUCUGCCCAAACCAACAAAGCUAAACGCAGAAGUCAUUUUCGAUUUGAAAAAAUGUGGCUGUCAGACCAUAAAUGCAUAGAUAUUAUUGCUGAUCAUUGGUUGAACUCAACCACUUCAGACCUGAUUACAGUUGUUUCCAACAAUCUGAAAUCCUAUGCUGAAAAUUUACAAAGUUUGCAUGAAAGAAAGUAUGGGAGAAUGAAGAAGGACAUCAAAGAAUGCCAAAAAAAGGUGGAAACACUCAACAACUCCUACAUUAAUUCCAACAGCCACCUUGAUGAACUUAAAAAAGCUGAAACCAUUCUUGAUGAGCUUCUAGAACAAGAAGAAACCUAUUGGCAGCAGCGCUCCCGAGUGGAUUGGUUAGCUUGUGGAGACAGAAAUACAAAGUUCUUCCAUGCCAAAGCGAAUGCUCGAAAAUUCAACAACCGAAUUAAUUUUAUUAUUGAUGAUAUGGGUCUCAAAGUGAAAUCUAAUGCUGAAAUUUCUUUGGUUAUUCAAGAUUAUUAUGCUGAACUUUUGAGCUGGUGA